AUGUGCAUGUCACCGGUGGUUCCGGUCGACGUGUUGAACAGAUUACGAAUGAACUCAGAGACGGUUAUCAUAUUGAGGGCCUUGAGGAAGUUCGGGUUAUCCGUGAUCGGCAGACUAAAAUAUCCCGACAGCUCGGCUUUCUCCGAUUCCGAGACCUCAAUUCUUCGCGCGCUUUUGUUGAGCGCAACUUUCCGUCCGUUUACUUCUACGGUCCAAGCGCUGGUCGGGAUGACCGUGGAACCAAAGUCCGCAUCGCAUAUAGCCGGGAGAGAGAGGAUCGUGCUCGCGCCAGAGCUGAGGGGGAUUGGACUUGCAAGAACGUGGGUAGUAUAUUACACGCUGCUGGGAAACGCAGCUAAUAUCUCUAUACAGUGUGCGAUCGUCAAUUACUCUACACGCUCAAAAUGUUUCCGGUGUCAAGCCCCCCGACCUGAACCCGGUCCCACGGGGCCUCCUGGAAUCGCUGCUCCCAAGGUCGAGAAUAGUGGUGACAAUGAUGCUGCUCCUGAAAACCAGCCCUCCCAGUUUCUCUUGUUCCGAGGACUCGAACCCACCGUCACAGAAGAGCUUCUUGCCAAAGGAGUCGCUAAACUAUACCGGCCAGCUCCUAGUAAUUCUGAGAAUGCAUCAGGAAAUCAGAAGAAGGGGGCUAAAGUGGCUUCCACUACGGGCGAUUCCAACCUGGGAGCUCGGGACGGGUCUAUCCGCCGCGUUCUGCUAGUAAGAGAUCGCAAGAGCAACGAAAGCUGGCGUUAUGGAUUUGCGGAAUUUGCAACUAUACAGGAUGCUCAAGCGGCCGUUACACGUCUGAACUCGUUCGAGAAGUUCACCAUAUCAUCAAGGCCAGUGCUUGUGAGCUACAUUCACGCUGGUGUAUUUGUUCCCGUGAUCAAUCCCUCGGCGCGGACGGAGAGGUUCACCUUCAGUCCUCUCAAUAACCCAUCCUUAAAGCUUAUGUACUGGGAUGAGGAGGCUUACGUUACAGAGCUCACAGUGUCGACUGGCGAGAGUGACAACAACCAAAUGCUGUUGAAGAACGACCAGCACGAUCAAUCAGAAAAUCAGGGAAAGACUCAGAAAGACACGGACAAAACUAAGAAGAGGAAAGCAGACAACCCGGCCGGCGCUGGCGCCAAGAAGCUUGCGAUGCCAUCACAUCUGCAAUUCUGGAGCAAUCGGCAUGCCGAGCUCCAUGGCAUUCCGAAGAAGAACCCAGAUGAUGUCGGAAUCAGCUCUGAUCAAGGAGCACCGUCCACGGAUCCUGGCGCUCCACCAGCCCAAUCCUAUGCGGAUCCCAACCGGAACUGCUGUUAUCUCUGCAUGCGCCAAUUCAAGAGCUCCGCAGAGGUCAACCGCCACGAACGACUCAGUCAGCUGCACCAAAGUAACUUGCAGAAUGAAGAGCUGACAUCUAAGGCAAUGGGGAAGCUUAUCAAACAUGGUAUUGCCCAGCAAACACCUGAGUACCGCGACCGUGCCAGGGAGCGCCGACAGGCAUUUGGCAGCUCCAAGGCUCCAGUCAAGAAGAGCGCGCCUCCACCGAAAGAGGAAGAAGAACCCCCAGUGGAGUCAACGUCGAAGGGCGCUUCUCUUCUCAGUAAGAUGGGGUGGUCUGCUGGAACGGGGCUUGGUGCCCAGGGCACUGGCAUGACUGCUCCUAUUGCCACUGAGGUCUACGCGCAAGGUGUUGGUCUAGGAGCACAGGGAGGCAAAUUGGGAGAUGCGGUCGAAGAAGCAGGACGGAAUACCCGCGCUAGAUACGAUGAAUUCUUGGAAAAGACAAGGCAGACUGCACGGGAGCGAUACGAGCAAAUGGAGCGAUAG
This is a messenger RNA of Aspergillus oryzae RIB40, 1824 nucleotides long. Its product is annotated as putative G-patch domain protein. Gene Ontology annotation, cellular component: nucleus. The transcript is spliced from 4 exons. The record is from RefSeq and is a predicted model, not a curated record. The coding region runs from base 1 to 1824 and encodes 607 amino acids. Lineage: Eukaryota; Fungi; Ascomycota; Eurotiomycetes; Eurotiales; Aspergillaceae. Gene Ontology annotation, biological process: mRNA splicing, via spliceosome. Gene Ontology annotation, molecular function: RNA binding.